Brassica rapa (field mustard) is the source of this 2874-nucleotide messenger RNA. RefSeq lists its product as uncharacterized. The record is from RefSeq and is a predicted model, not a curated record. Lineage: Eukaryota; Viridiplantae; Streptophyta; Magnoliopsida; Brassicales; Brassicaceae.
AAAAAAAAUAAUAAUUAAGAAUAGUUGAAAAAAAAUUAUUUGAACUUGGACUCAAUGGCUCAAAAGAAAAAAAUGUGAGAAUUGGAUGUGAUUUCUUAAUCAGCCCAAAUGGCCCAAGAGAAAUCUGAUGUGGGCUGGAUCCGAAAAAAAUGACCCAAUAUAAAUUUGUUAUUAAUAUUACUUGAUUGCUUUUAAUGAAACAUGCAAUGUUAUUAAAGAAAAUGGCAGACUAAGGUAAAAAGGACAAUAAAAUCCUCCUUUAAUAGUAUAGAUGUUCUUAAAACAAUAACCAUCCUUAAAUCUUUGCUCAUUCAAAAAAAUAAUAUUUUUUACAUAAAUUGGAAACAAGUUUUGUUUUUUGACUAGAGACCCAAGUUUAAAUUAUACCACUAAAAUAUUUUAAUAUUUAAUUGUUCAGAAAUAUAUAUAUUUAUAUAUUCGAGAGUAGACAAUGCAUAGAUGAUACUAAAUUGAUCGCAAGAAUUCUUUUUGGAAAACACAAUAUAACUAGUAUAGUAUACAAAAAACUUUUCGAAAAUUUAUGAAAAUGUUUAAGCCCGAAUCGGAGGCAAUACACCUAGUUAACAAGAUAAGCUAAACAAAAUCUGGACAAAAUGGUUUGACAAUGUGGGGGACGGUUUAAUCUGAAUAAUUAUCUAAGCUAGUACAAUCUAUCAAAAAAAAAUAGGGAAUGAUUUUGGAUAUAUUAAUCUUAAAGAUAAAUAUAUUUUUAAAUUCAAGUUUAUUAUGUAUUAGUAUUUAUUUCAAAUGUGAUAUAAAUAUAUUAUGACUUUUAAAAUAUUGUUAAAUUUGAAGUAUAUCUAUAACUAUUUCAUUACUUACUUUUAAUGUUGUUUUAUGAAAGAUAUACGAAAUGAACUUACAAAGUACCACUAUUCUGAAUUAGGAUACUUAUGCUUUCAGCUCAUAUCGAGAUAGUUAAAUAUCAGAUCUGAAUACCCAAAUAUUCAAUAAUCUUCAUAACCAUAUUGAUGAACAGGUAGAUGGAAAUGUUAUACUGAUAUGCAAUAUACAAAGCAAUUUCCUCACAACUACAUACCAGAUCCAAAUAUCCUAAAAUUCAAGAAUAGUCAUAACCGUAUUGAUGAACAAGUUGUAUUGCUUUGAUGAUAUAUUGAUACGCAAUUACAAAGCAAAUCUCUUUCGUCCAUUUUACGUCACGAGAAGGAUGUGCACAUUCACAUCCAUUAUACAUCAUGUGAUGCACAAAAAUAUGGAAAGAGUUUGUCAAGUUUUUUUCUAACUGAAGAUGAUUGAGAUGUGGCAAGAGCAACUUUUUGGUAAUCAUAUCAUGUUUCAUAUGGUUAGUGUGACCACGAUGGAUGAGUUUUUGCUUUGUGCAAAGCCUAAAGAAUUGGUGCAAUGCAGAACGAGAGAUUUUAAUAAGAAACUUCAGUCCAUAAAGUCAGCUAUUCAGAUCGUUAAUUUAACCCGAAAUCGAGGCAGAUUCACCGUAACUAAUACCAGAAUUAAUGUAUACGUCGUAGAAACUUCAAAUUUAUGAAAAUCAUAAAUUAAUAUUUGGAGGGAAGAAUAUAGCUACUGGACAGAAAUUUGUAGGUUGUUUUUUUUAUUGUAAGUAAGACUAUUAUUGGUGGAAAAUGGUAUUAUUGUUUAGUAAAGGUUAUAGCUUAUAACUAUGAGAUUGCUACAUAUAUUUUGUGACUACCGGUUCAAAGAAUAAAUUUCAGUAACAUGUUUAUUUUCCAAAUAUUUUUGAUAAAAUGAUGAGAUUAGUAGAAAAAAACGAACAAAAAAGAAUCGAACUGAGCUGAAUAUCUGAAUUUCAUAAAUACAUGAAUGAUAUACACACUCUUAUAUUGAAGAUACUCGAAUCAGUGUCCAGUUUCAUGCCUAACAAAAACCAAACUCUUUAAAACGUGAUUAAGGCGUUCUUUAAACUCUUUUUUUUUUAAUGUGGUAAUUGUCAAGUUGACAAGAGGGUCUUUGACUAUUUCUUUAACUAACGACAAAGGUACACGACAUUUCAAACAAUACGGCAAGGGUUGAAACUCGUGUCGUUUCAAUUACUAAAAGACGAAUGUUGUGCCGUUUACGUGUUCUAUGUUACAAUUGUUAUCAUACGGGGUGAGACAACGGAAGAAACAUUCUCUUCGUACGCAGCGAAGUAGAAGAACGUCAAAGAGAGCCAUCGUCUUCUCUCUCUUUAGGCGGAUUGUUACACGCAGGAGAGAUGGAUCAGAUAAUGAACAAGGUGGGCUCUUAUUGGUUAGGACAGAAGGCUAACAAAGAGUUCAACUCCGUUGGUGACGACUUCAAUUCAAUGUCUAGUAGUAUUGAAGGAGGUACCAAGUGGUUGGUCAACAAACUCAAAGGAAAAAUGCAGAAGCCAUUGCCUGAGUUGCUGAAAGAGUUUGGUUUACCGGUUGGGAUCUUUCCACAGGACGCUACAAACAAUGAGUUCAACGAAGAGACAAGCAAGUUGACUGUCUUCAUCCCUGAGGCCUGCGAGGUUGGGUACAGGGACUCAUCGGUUAUGCGGUUUUCAACAACGGUAAGUGGUUACCUGGAGAAAGGGAAGCUAGCUGAAGUGGAAGGUUUGAAAACAAAGGUGAUGAUUUGGGUGAAAGUGAGUUGUAUCUCAGCAGAUGCAUCAAAGGUAUAUUUCACGGCUGGGAUGAAGAAAAGCAGGAGCAGAGAUGCUUAUGAGGUUAUACGGCCUGGUGUUGCUGUUGAUAAAUUCUAACUUAUGGAUGCUUUGCCCAAGUUGUUUUUUUUGUAUGUAUGUAUGCUUUUUAACUCCUUGUGUCAAAAGUAACCUCUGAUGAAGCAAACAUUUUACUUGUUAAUGUAUAAUUUUUAGUCUCUUAAUAAAAAUUUAAAAGACACAAA